GUCGGUCGGUUCAGCCACAUCGUGGUGAGUCAGUGCUCUAGUGCACAGUGAUCUAGACUGGAGUUAGUGCGUCUUUUGACAUGAUAACCAUCAUGCCAAAUGGGCACUGACCAAUUUACUCGCUCCUUCGUUAUUAUUAUUACAUGUCUCAUUAACAAUGAAUUCUACGCAGAAGUCUCUCAAUGAUCUCAACCCUUUCUCGAACUAAACAUAAAUAGUGGCAAGAGCAAACCUGCAGGCGAAUAUUUUGAAACAUUCUCUCACAAUUUUGGCGACUUCUUCGAUCCCCAUCAACAUUCAUUCCUUCAUCGUGCAUAAUCGUUUCAACAUCUGAGCUGAAGAUCGAUCAAGCACAGCUCCGACCUCAUCCUGCCGAUUAGACAUAAUCCAACGUAGUGUGUCCGUCAACCCCAUUUCAGCUGAUGUCUACUAAGCUUAGAGGUGUCCUCGAAUUUGUCGUUGUCUUGUUGUUUGGGUGUGUGCGGAAUUCCAGAAAGGGAGGAAGAGGAAGCUUUCGCACAUUGGAAUCUACGCUUUGGAAUCCAGCACGAGAAAGCUGCAAGUCGAUCUCCUCCGCUGUUCCCUGAUAAGGAAUGGCGAGCACUGAGAGAAGGCCAUGCAGAGUCUACCUGGACCUGGUUCUUCCUUCCACGUUACAAACAAAGCGCGCAGGCAGAUUCCAAGUUUGACAAAGCGCUCGAUUUACCGCCGAUCGAGGAGAAUGACUUGACGCUCUAGAAACCGACAGACUACGAAAGUCUGCAGCUUCCAUGAGAGAGAGAGCACCGGAGAGACCGAACAGGAACUCCAAUUCCGAGUAGGGUUCAUGAUUUCAUCGGACUCGACGAUCGGCAGGAGCCAGGAAGUGACAGAAAUCGCCCACUCUUCAUCGUGAUAAGUACCAUAUAAACCAGGCCACUUCUCGACACGUGCACGGAGCGCCCACCAGCCUUUAAAACUCGCACCGAUAAUAAUGACCGAACACGAGGGAUUUACUUUUCGGAGGCUCCAAUAAGUGGAACACUGGAAGAAAAGAAAAGCAACCGCCUUUUUCAUUCGCGGCGAGUGAUUUCAUUUGAGAAAUGAGCCAUUCUGCUUUAGGGUUAAGGAGACAUGAUUUGCGGAAGAGAAGUGCGUGUUCGCUUUACGCUGAUUCCAUCGAUAAGAGAUAAGGAGCCCAUUGGCCUGCUCCGUGCCCUAAACAGAUGUCGAAAGUCCGCACCCUCGCAGACGAGCAAAACGUCACGAUCAAUCUUUCCACUCUCUGCGCGACAAUGGCACACCCGACGACUGACACACGCCCCGUGCUCUCGCGACACGCGACGCUCUCGCACCUGAAAUCGAGGACUUUCUGCCCCGACUUUUCCUCUCUCCGGAUUCGGAUGAGAUCCGCGCACCCGCCUCUCAGUCGCAUCCGGACCGAAGACAUUCUAAUUCCGAAUGCUCGCCCCGCGCACACUCACCUUCGUAUCAAUCCCUCGCUCGCUCGUCGGCACUUUCCGUCGGCUGCUCAGCAAUUCCUGAAAUCCCGUGUCGAUGUGACGCACUUCGACACGUCCUCCUCCCUAAAGAAAGAAAGACUUCCCGAUAGUACUUCCAGACCUCCAUUGCUGACAGUCGCUCCAUUGCCAUCCUUGCGCUUUGCCAUGGCCAUCAAAUUCCUCCACCUUAGUCGAUGGUGAUUUAUCGAGAAUUCACCAUCUGAUCCAACCUCGUUGACCUCUCUCUUCCUCGUAGACCUGAUCUCAAUUCUCAGGCUUCUUCGCCCUUUCAGCUCCAAAUUACACUUUCACCUUCAAUUCGAAUCCUCGUCGGCACAGUCGCCAUUGACGAGGUGACAAAAGCACAAUGUGACAACAUUUGCAUC
Molecule: messenger RNA, 1867 nt
Organism: Marchantia polymorpha subsp. ruderalis
Lineage: Eukaryota; Viridiplantae; Streptophyta; Marchantiopsida; Marchantiales; Marchantiaceae
Source: the annotation of a GenBank genome assembly